AUGUGGUUCGCAGCUGCGUUGCUGCUGGUGUGCGGCACAAUCCAGGGCGGAUUGGCCGCAACGUGUGACUUCCCGCAGUCAUUGUGCUUCGAUUCUGAACCUGCACUAGCAAACCUCGACCUACUGCAAGCAGCCAUCAAUGCGCUGCGUACGACUCCAUCCACCUUCAUCAAGCCGAGCGAUUUGAUCGCGCUGGUGGAUCAAAUUACGGAAACGGCCGGAAUUGCACCCGGCACGUACAAAACAUGCUCCGAUGUACCGGCCGGUUCACCGUCCGGCCUGUACCAGCUACGCGGCGAAAUGCGAGAUCCUCAGACUGCGUACUGUGACAUGGCGUACGACGGUGGUGGAUGGCUCGUGUUUCAACGGCGCUUCAGCGGACAGACCGAUUUCUAUCGCACCUGGAGCGCUUAUCAGACCGGAUUCGGCGACCUAGCGCAGGGAGAGUUUUGGUGGGGUCUUAACAACUUGUACCGCGCGACAAAUUUAGGCCCGCACGAGCUUGCUAUCAUCCUGGAGGACUUUGACGGUAGAACGGUGGUGGCUAGAUACAGCGCAUUCCAGAUCGGCGAUGAGUCGGAACUGUACCGCCUGAAUGUGCUCGGACCGUACACUGGAACGGCGGGAGAUUCCUUGAGACGCCAUCUAAACAUGGCGUUCACUACGAAAGACAAUGACAAUGAUGUGUUCACGCUAAACUGUGCCGAGCAAAAUACUGGUGCGUGGUGGUACAGUAACUGUCAUGACAGCAACCUGAACGGACAGUAUCUAAACGGAGCUACCAGUCUGUAUGGAAAAGGUGUAACAUGGAAAACCUUUCGAGAGCAGGGAUAUUCGCUCAAGAGUUCGCGUAUGAUGAUUCGACGAUUACCGUAGCUGACUCUGUGGCAAUAAAGUAAUAAAC
Messenger RNA from Anopheles stephensi (Asian malaria mosquito), 904 nucleotides. RefSeq names its product ficolin-1-like. Lineage: Eukaryota; Metazoa; Arthropoda; Insecta; Diptera; Culicidae. The transcript is spliced from 2 exons. The record is from RefSeq and is a predicted model, not a curated record. The coding region runs from base 1 to 876 and encodes 291 amino acids.